This is a messenger RNA of Oryzias melastigma (Indian medaka), 552 nucleotides long. RefSeq names its product transcription factor SPT20 homolog. The coding region runs from base 5 to 484 and encodes 159 amino acids. The transcript has 4 exons. NCBI's taxonomy places the organism in Eukaryota, Metazoa, Chordata, Actinopteri, Beloniformes, Adrianichthyidae. The record is from RefSeq and is a predicted model, not a curated record.
GAAGAUGGUUUCCACUGAGGAGCAGCAAACCAAAGUGGAGUCUUCAGCGUCCAGCUGUGUGUCCAUGAGGAGUGACCAGUCCAGAGAACAAAAUCCAUUCUUCAGUUCUGAAAAUGAACAACAAAGAGAUCAGCAGCUCAAACAGAGAGUCCAGUCGUCAACGUCCAGCUGUGUGUCCAUGAGGAGUGACCAGUCCAGAGAACAAAAUCCAUUCUUCAGUUCUGAAAAUGAACAACAGAGUGGUCAGCAGCUCAAACAGAGAGUCCAGUCUUCAACAUCCAGCUGUGUAUCCAUGAGGAGUGACCAGUCCAGGGAACAAAAUCCAUUCUUCAGUUCUGAAAAUGAACAGCAGAGAGGUCAGCAGCUCAAACAGAGAGUCCAGUCUUCAGCAUCCAGUAAUGUGUCCAUGAGGAGUGACCAGUCCAGAGAACAAAAUCCAUUCUUCAGUAACAAAAAUGAACAGCAGAGGUCAGACAGUUUCUAAUACAACUGAGAUAAGCCUGGAAAGCAAAACAGCAAAGGGGACCAAAAUCCGAGUAAUAGUUGGUUGUU